Messenger RNA from Ctenocephalides felis (cat flea), 595 nucleotides. RefSeq lists its product as uncharacterized. Lineage: Eukaryota; Metazoa; Arthropoda; Insecta; Siphonaptera; Pulicidae. The transcript is spliced from 4 exons. The record is from RefSeq and is a predicted model, not a curated record. Gene Ontology annotation, biological process: sleep; positive regulation of voltage-gated potassium channel activity; regulation of synaptic transmission, cholinergic. Bases 26 to 538 code for a protein of 170 amino acids.
CAGGAGUGACUAAAAAGGAAGCAAUAUGAAUGUGUUAUUUGCUUUGACUGUUUUGGCGACGGCUUUGCAGACAGGAAAUUGCAUUAAGUGCUAUUUAUGUGAAUCAAAAACUCAAGAUGCAUGCCACGACCUCACGACUGGAGAGUUGCAGCCAAGAGAAUGUACCCCAGAAUUACUUCGAACUGCCAGCACUGAACUAACGAAAAAUCUUCGCAAUUUGGGAAAUCUCUUCAACGUUGACGUGUUUGGAUCCUCAACUCUAAAUGUUCCGAUGGCAUGUCAGAAGACAGUCACCACAAUUAACGGCGAGAAGUUGACAGUGCGCGGAUGCCAACUAGGUCGCACGGAUUCGAUGGAUCCUUGCCGGAUUUUCGAGAAUAAGGUCGGCGACGAGACAAACGCCCAAGUUAACCAUUGUUCACUCUGCGAAGAAGACGGCUGCAACGGCGCAGGUUCCCUACGCGGGCUACUGCUCCACUGCGGCUUGUUUCCUGCGAUUCUCCUCCUGGUCGUUUGGCGCGUGCUUGUUGACGCGUAGGCGCGUAAAAGACCAUGGAUUGCUAGUCACGAAUUGGUUUUAAAUAAGAAAACUUUA